GGACCGAAGGCCGGUGGGGAGCCUGGCAGAGCUUGGUGGCCGAGAGUCCGCCCCCCUACACCCCGAAGGCCACCUGCAGGUGCAGUAAUGAUGCUUCCAGUAAGUUCCCCUUGGACCUGGAUGCUGGCAUUCCUGAUGUCAGUUCUGACCAUGGGAAACCCAGGCCUGACAGGCCAGAAGAAUGGGGCCAGCCUGGGGAACCAGGCCUGCCAAGAGUAUGGGAACAGCCAGCAAACUGGGAGUGGCCAUCAGGCAGAGAACCGCCAGCAUGGUAAUGUCGAUGGAGAUACUGAGAAUCGCAUCUUAAAUGGCAAAGACUGUGAGCCCCGAACCCAACCCUGGCAGGCAGCUUUGUUUCUGAAACCAGAGAGCCUCUUUUGUGGGGCAGUGCUGGUCCAUCCCCAGUGGGUACUCACUGCUGCACAUUGCCAGAAACCUUCCUAUACUGUUGUGCUGGGCCGUUAUCGUCUCCAUGGUUUUCAGGCAGACCAGAAGAUUCUCCGUGGUAUCCAGUCUUUCCCCCACCCCAACUAUACUCGACCAGCUCACUCUAACGAUCUCAUGCUAAUUAAAUUGAACCAAAAGAUUGUAGGCAAGAAAGGCAUCAAACCCAUCAACAUCACAACUCAGGCCCCAACUGCCGGGGCCCAGUGCCUCGUCUCAGGCUGGGGGACCACCAGCAGCCCUCAGGUCCACUUUCCCCAGGUCUUACAGUGUCUUGACAUCACGAUCCUGUCUCAUGAGGCCUGCCGGAAGGCCUACCCCGGGGAGAUUAAUUCUAGCAUGUUCUGUGCUGGAGAUGAAGAUGGCAAGGACUCUUGUCAGGGUGACUCGGGGAGCCCCGUGGUCUGCAAUGGAGUGCUUCAGGGCCUGGUAUCCUGGGGUGAUAUUCCCUGUGGAAAGCCCAACAGGCCUGGGGUCUACACCAACCUCUACCCAUUCAACAAAUGGAUCAAAGACACCAUCAAAAACAACUGAUUUAAGGGGACACUGGCACAAAGAUCCCUAUCUAUGUUCUGUUCAGAGACCUGGGAGCCCAGGCCCCUCGAUCUUCCAACCCUUAUUCCCUAUUCUCUCAGGGAUAUGGGCAUCCCCAUCUCUAUAUAGCUCAGGGAUACCCAUUAUCUAGACCCUCAACUCUUGUCUCCUCAGGACCCAGGGAUCUGGCCUCUACAGGGACCCAGGCAUUUGUAUAUCCUUCCCCAACUUUUAGUCCAUUCAGAGACUGAGACUAAGGAAUUUCUUGACCUUUGCCUUUAUCUCUGAGAGAACAGGAAGGUCUCCUGUGGGACACCACCCGGAAGGGGGGAGCCAGUACAGGGACAGGAGGAUCUGUGUCUCCAUUGUGGCCUAAGGAACAUUCUCCUUCUUGUCUGGUUUCCUAGCUUACCCUCCACUUUUCUACCUCCCCUCCCAGCCUCUCCCAGCCUCUCCCCAUGAGCUCUUUUUCUUGUUGGAGUCUUCUUAGCUUUUCCCCAUCUCCUCUCCAUCCCCUGAGACUCCAGUCCCUUUCCUGAAUUCCACUUUCCCUGUUUGUCUGCCAGGCCUUCUCAGCCCUUUCUCCCCACUCCACUACCUUAGCACCUACAGCACUUCCCCCAAAUCCCUCUUUCUCUCUGAGCCUCCUCCCUCUGUGGGUCCCCCAGCCCAUCAUUCCUUUGUCCAUCCCCGAUCUCUCCAACCUGGGCUUGGGUCUCUGCUGAUCUCUCUGCUAGCUGUGUGGAAUAACAGGUAGAGCUCUGGACUUGGAAUCAAGGAGUCCUGGGUUCAAACUCCAAGUCUCUUUGGACCUCAGUUUCCCCUUCUGUAAAAUAAGGCUAAUAACAGGACCUGCAUCACAGUAUUGCUAUCAAGCUCAAAUGAGAUAAUGUACAUAAAACACUUUGCAAACUUUAAAGUUACAUAAGUCU
Molecule: messenger RNA, 1910 nt
Organism: Vombatus ursinus (common wombat)
Lineage: Eukaryota; Metazoa; Chordata; Mammalia; Diprotodontia; Vombatidae
Gene: KLK5
Product: kallikrein related peptidase 5
Exons: 6
Coding region: 88-978 (296 amino acids)
Biological process (GO): amelogenesis; proteolysis; extracellular matrix disassembly
Molecular function (GO): serine-type endopeptidase activity
Source: RefSeq, a predicted model, not a curated record